AUGUCGUUUUGCUUGGCGGCGCCGGAGGGCUCCGGCCUCCAGGAGGUGGCAGAGGAUCUGUGCUCCGAAGCAGCGUCUGCCAUGGAGUCCCUGCAGGACCAGGAGACCCCGCUGCCCAUGAAGCGCCGCAGGCUGCAGGGCCUCAAGGAGAUUUGCAGCAGCUUUGGCUUUGUGCCGCGCCCGGUGCACGACGGUUCCUUCGACGUGGCGGACUUCUUCUGCGUUGCUUUGCCUCCGGCGCCAGCUGUUGCCACUGCGCCCCCGGAAGGCGGCAAAGUGGAAGAGCCUCCGCGGAAGAGGCAGCGCACCAAAGCUACGGCUGAGCCGAAAGAUGAGCCGGCCAUGGAGAAGGAGGCGGACACCAUGGCAGACUUCCAGCAGGAAGUGGACAACGCCUGGGCGAGGAAUGAUGACAUGAUGUACCACAUGCUGCACCUGGCCUUACGGCUGCACUCUACCAAGACCCGGCCCAAGGACCUCACGGCGGGGGACAUGCAGGUGUGGCUGGGCCUGGCGGGCGCCUGCAUCGCGGCGGUGCGGUGCCACCGCCAGCGAUGUGUGGCCGGGCGACUCGGAGAGAAGUGCCUCGUGGCUUUGUAG
Molecule: messenger RNA, 600 nt
Organism: Effrenium voratum
Lineage: Eukaryota; Dinophyceae; Suessiales; Symbiodiniaceae
Source: the annotation of a GenBank genome assembly